Molecule: messenger RNA, 804 nt
Organism: Drosophila busckii
Lineage: Eukaryota; Metazoa; Arthropoda; Insecta; Diptera; Drosophilidae
Gene: mRpL22
Product: 39S ribosomal protein L22, mitochondrial
Exons: 3
Coding region: 77-763 (228 amino acids)
Biological process (GO): translation; ribosome assembly
Cellular component (GO): ribosome; mitochondrial large ribosomal subunit
Molecular function (GO): structural constituent of ribosome
Source: RefSeq, a predicted model, not a curated record
GUUACGCGAGCAAAUGGUGCCGAUUCCGUUGCCUUAACUAAAUUUAAUAUUUUUAUUUUAAUUCAACAACGGCACCAUGAAUAAACUGAUUAGACCAAUGCAGUUGUUGGCAUUACAAAGGCCACUGCUAGCAAAUACACAGCUUAAGGCGCUGGCGCCAGCAUUGACGCAAAGCGGUGACACCGGCGACAAGUGCGGUCUGCACACGUCUGCCAAUGGAGCUCUGUGUGCCAAGUGGAAUAAACACAACUAUGGUCCAAAGAAAUGGCUGGAAUAUAACAAGACGGUGCAUCCGCCGCAGGAAAAGGAUGAAGAGCCACGCAAUGCGUACAUUUGUCACAUGCGCAGCAAUAUCAAGUAUAGUCCUGACAAGAUGUGGUAUAUAGCUGCCUUUGUGCGUGGCAUGUCCGUGGAUGAGGCACUCAAACAGCUUGACUUUGUGCUUAAAAAAGGAGCCACGGAUGUCAAAGAGACCAUACUGGAGGCACAACAAAUGGCACAGGAGCGUCACAAUGUCGAAUACAAAAGCAAUCUCUGGAUUGCGGAAUCGUUUGUUGGCAAAGGACGCGUGUUCAAAGGAAUGCGUCGGCAUGCUCGCGGUCGCUUUGGACGCGUAGAGUAUAAGCAUUGUCACUACUUUGUGCGUCUGGAGGAGGGUACGCCGCCAGAGCACUAUUACCAGCCUGAGCCACAGACACCCCAACAGCAAUAUGAGCAUUGGUUAGAACAGAUGCGCAGCCGCAAAAUUAUUAAUUCCUUGUAGUUGUUCAAUAAUUUAAUUAACAGUUACAUUUAUAACAUCAA